UUUUUUUUUCGUUUUGUUUCUCGUACAAAAAAGAGAAACAAAACAAAAAAAAAAAAUAACCUUCCUUUUAAAUUUUUCAUAAAUCAAAUAUUCAUUACUUGGAACGAAAAAAAUGACGCGUUCUACUUACAAAUUUGGUCCUCCUUGGUCAACUAAGGCUGUUUCAUUUCCAAAACCGCGAAGAAUAUUUCAAAAUUCUGGAGCAAGUCGACGUGGAAGUGUUGUUGUAGGAAAUGUUUUUUCUCACCUUUUUACAAAUAGUUUGUCAAGUAGAAAUAGUAGAAUAGAAUUUCCUUUUACUGUAACUGAUCAAGAAAAUUUGAGAAUAGCUGUUCAGGAACAGACAAAACAACAAACUAGUUCUAUUCCUACUACUGCAACAACUGAAAGUACUGUUACUGUUACCUCAACAGAUACAAGUCUCGUGUCACCUUCUCUACGAAAAAAGGAAAGCAAAAAAUUUAUACUAAGUUUUAGUAAUAUAAGUAACAGCAGUAAAAGUUCAAAUCCAACUACACGUAAGAAGUCAAAAUCUAAUACUCCAACAGUUUUCCUAAUAACGAUUGAAGAUAAACAUCAAAUCUUGAGUAUCACAAGACAAAUAACUGAUUUUAUUGAAUUCGAUCAACAGCUCCGACAAGAAUUUCCUAAAUUUCGUCCAACUUUACCUUCAUUGAGUGAUCGUCGACGAGCUUUUCUCUUACCCAAACAAUUCUUUUUUCGUAAAUCUACCGCGGAAAAACUUGAAAGUUAUCUAAGAAAAGUCUUAUCUGACAUUAAAUUAAAGUCUUCGGCCGUACUUAGAGAUUUUCUAAGUGUAAAAAAUGAAAAGGAUAAUUUAAAAUGGAAGGAUCCUUCAAUGAAAUCUGAAAAUUCAUUGGCAUUGAGCAGAUCAAAAUCAAAAGUUUUACGAACAACACAAUCAUAUCAACCUUAUCAUAAAGCGACAAUCGAAGAUUACGAUUUAAUAAAAGUUCUAGGUAAAGGAUGUAUGGGCAAGGUAUUUCUAUCCCGAGAAAGGCAUUCCAACAAAUUAUACGCACUCAAGGCUAUUUCUAAGGAAUGGGUUGUGUUUCGUCAUGAAGUUGAACACACUAAAACAGAGAGAGAUAUUCUCGCUUCAAUUUCAACCAUAUCACAUCCGUUUUUGAUCAGAUUACGCGAAGCGUAUCAGGAUAUUAAUCAACUUUUCCUUGUAUUGGAUUAUUAUCCUGGAGGUGACAUCGCAACUCAAUUGGCAAAGUGGCACAAGUUUGAUGAUGCAAGAUGUCUAUUUUAUGCCACUGAAAUUAUUUUAGGGAUAGAAGAAUUACAUCGUUUAGGAAUAGUAUACCGUGAUCUUAAACCUGAAAAUAUUCUUAUCGGACGAGAUGGACAUAUUGUUCUCACAGAUUUUGGUCUAUCAAAACAAUUCAGACCAAAUUGGCAAAAAACAAAUACGUUCUGUGGAACAGCCGAAUAUUUGGCACCAGAAAUAAUACGAGGUGAAGAAUAUAGUUAUCCAGUUGAUUGGUGGAGCCUCGGAACUUUGCUUUAUGAGAUGAUGACCGGAGUCACGCCAUACUGGGAUUCAGAUCAAAACAAAAUGUAUCGACGUGUAUUAGAAGAUAAGCUUGCAUUUCCAGAGGAUAUGAUGUUUGAAGCCAUGGAUUUGUUACGUGGUUUAUUACAACGUGAUCCAACUCUUCGUCUUGGAUGCGGACCUUCAGGAACUAUGGAAAUCAGAGGACAUAUGUAUUUUGAAUAUGUUAAUUGGGAUGAUGUUUAUCAUAAACGUACACGUCCUACUUAUAUCCCAACAAUUGAUCAUGAAACGGAUCUUCAAAAUUUCGAUGAUACGUUCGUUAGCAUGACACCAAAAUUGUCAAUACCAAAACAAGAUUUAGAUAGUGGCGUACAACAAUAUUUUAUUGGUUAUUCAUUCUCAGAAAGAUUACCUACAAGAUCUCCAUCAUCGUCACAAUUUAGAUCCGAACUAAGUAGAAGAAGCAUAACUAGUUCACUUGCUGGCAUACCCUCUCAUGGAAGUCGAUCUUCUAUAACUUUACCCGGUUUUGAACGGGAAGAUUAUGAAUAUAAUGAUGUUAUAUUUAGUGGAAUUUCAUGUUCAAACACAAUACAAACUAUUCCGUCUGAUGAUAUUAGCGAAUAUGAAUUAGAUCAACAUCACCAUUAUUCUAAGCGUCAUACCAUGAUGUUGGGUGAUAACAAUAUGAAAUAUCGAAAUCAUUAUUAUCAAAAUUCAAGGUUAUCAUCACAAUUCAUGGAUGAAGAUCAAUAUGGUGGAAGUGGAAGCAAUAAUUCAUCUUCAUCCGUAUUAGAUCGUAGAGGAAAUUAUACAUCCGUAUUCCCUACUUAAGAACUUAAGAAAUUAAGAUUCUCAUCCCUACACGAUUUUCAUUCAUUCAUUCAAAAAAAAAAGACUUUUUUUAUAUUAGGAUAAAAAAAGGGUAGCAAUAGGAAUAAGUGAAAUUCAUGCAGGUCUUUGUUUCGUUUAAUUCAUUUUUUGCUACCUUUUUUUUAAAAAAAAAAAAAUUGUUGCAUAUUAUUUUGUAAUUUGUUUGGGUCUCUGUGUUUACAUAUUAUAGUUUGGGUUGGUCUUAAUUAUGGGUCACAAAAGUGUAGUUUCUUUUUUGUAAAUUUCACACUAAAAAAAAUUUUUUUUUUUUUUUAAAAAAAAUUUUUUUACAUUUUAGAAAUGCUUUCAUAGAAAAAAUUCCAUUUCAUUUUUUUUGUAUAAUAAUUCUAUUAAUCACAUUAUUAUUCCACACUCACAAUUAAACAUAUUUUCUUUUGCACUAAAAAAUUAAGUACUUUCGUUUUUUGUGAAAU
This is a messenger RNA of Rhizophagus irregularis DAOM 181602=DAOM 197198, 2832 nucleotides long. RefSeq lists its product as uncharacterized. NCBI's taxonomy places the organism in Eukaryota, Fungi, Glomeromycota, Glomeromycetes, Glomerales, Glomeraceae. Gene Ontology annotation, biological process: protein phosphorylation. The record is from RefSeq and is a predicted model, not a curated record. Gene Ontology annotation, cellular component: nucleus; cytoplasm. Gene Ontology annotation, molecular function: phosphatidylinositol binding; ATP binding; protein serine/threonine kinase activity.